Chenopodium quinoa (quinoa) is the source of this 345-nucleotide messenger RNA. RefSeq lists its product as uncharacterized. The record is from RefSeq and is a predicted model, not a curated record. NCBI's taxonomy places the organism in Eukaryota, Viridiplantae, Streptophyta, Magnoliopsida, Caryophyllales, Amaranthaceae. The transcript has a single exon. Bases 1 to 345 code for a protein of 114 amino acids.
AUGAUCCUUCAAGCUCGUUUUGCCAUUAUUAAAAAGCCGUCUUUGGCGUGGGAUACCGACAUACUCCACAAUAUCAUGCUCGCUUGCAUCAUAAUACAUAAUAUGAUCGUUGAAGAUGAACGAGAGACGUAUCAAAAUAACGUUAAUACCAAUGAGUUUAUGAAUGCUGGAGGCAACGCUAAUGAGGACACUACCGAGUACCGUACUGAUCGUAUUGUGGAUAUCGGCUUAUACUUGUCUCGUAGAACAGAGAUUGAGGAUCAACAGACUCAUUUGCAGCUAAAAAACGACUUGGUCGAACAUAUAUGGAAUAAAUUUGGUAACAACGAAAACUUAGGCAAUUAG